AUGUUAUUCCUGGCGACAGCUAUCAUUGCAGCGUCCAUUGGGACUGUUCAAGCACAGGUUGGAGGUUACGGGCAAUGCGGAGGUAGCGGCUACUCGGGAAGUACAUCUUGCACAUCAGGAUAUUAUUGUACCUCUCAGAAUCCUUAUUAUUAUCAAUGUGUUCCGGGCACAGCUACUGCCACCACUACCAGCACGACCAAGUCAACGUCGUCUACCACUAAAGCGACAACUACUACGACUAAGGGCACAACAACUGUGUCUGCAACAACCCUGACCACCACAACAAAAACGGCAAGCCAGACUUCUACAUCUGCAGCGACGGCAGCCACCUGUACAGGAACAUUUAGCGCAAUUUCUGCCUCUGAUUUCGUUGCGAAUCUUCACCCAGGCUGGAACUUAGGAAACACCCUCGACGCAACUCCAGACGAGGGGUCCUGGAAUAAUGCGGCUGUUGUUGCAUCCACCUUUAGCGUUGUUAAAGAGGCUGGCUUUAAAAGCGUUCGCAUUCCUGUGACCUAUGCGUAUCACUUCACUGGAAGCUCCCCUGACUGGACCAUUGAUCCAGACUGGCUCCAACGUGUCUCAGAUGUGGUUGACAUGGUCACUUCCCUUGGACUAUAUGCGAUUGUCGAUGCACACCAUGAUUCUUGGAUCUGGGCCGAUGUCACUGCCUCAGGCGCCAAUAUCACAAUGAUCGAAGAAAAGUUCUAUAGGCUAUGGUAUCAGGUUGGCACUAAAUUAGCUUGCAAGUCAAGUCUAGUCGCCUUUGAGCCUAUUAAUGAGCCACCGUGUAACGACGCUGAUGAUGGAGCCGAAAUCAACAACCUUAACAAGAUUUUCUUACAAGCAAUCAAUGAUGCUGGUGGAUUCAACUCCCAGAGAGUUGUCACACUGGUUGGGGGAGGCGAGGACAGUAUCAAGACCUCAGAGUGGUUUGUGGCACCGUCUGGAUUUAGUAAUCCAUAUGCUAUUCAGUUCCACUACUAUAGCCCCUAUGACUUCAUUUUCAGCGCUUGGGGCAAAACUAUAUGGGGAUCUGACGCCGACAAGGCCACCGUUCUGUCCGAUUUUACUUUGUUACGAAACAAUUUUACCAAUGUUCCCAUCCUUUUGGGUGAAUACGAUGCUUCACCUACUAACACGGAGCCAGCUGCCCGCUGGAAAUAUGUGGACUAUCUCAUUCGCAGCGCCCUUGGGCUGGACAUUUCUUGUGUCUUAUGGGAUAACGGGCUAGAUCAUCUUGAUCGAAAUGCGGGAACUUGGAGGGACCCAAAUUCUAUCUCAAUGAUUGUUGACUCAACCGCAUCAACCGCGAACAGUUUGCCUGACAGUACUGAAGAUUCAUCAGCAACAUCGCAAUGGUCAUCGGCUUAUAUCUUCCAUCAAUAUGGCACUAGUGUGUCAGCUCAAUCUCUCCCAUUCAUCUUCAACGGGAACACAUUAACUUCUAUCAGCGACUCAAGUGGCUCCACAUUGACAUCGGGAACAGACUAUUCUGUUUCAGGAUCAAACAUCACCUUCACUGCAUCGUACCUGUCAAAACAUGUCUCAUCCACGACCUCUCCUGGUGUGAUAGCCAACUUGACACUCAAGUUCUCUGGAGGUGCUUCAUCACCUGUAGUGCAACUUGUGCAGUGGAAAGCACCUACACUUUCAUCCACUACAGCGGUAGCUUCCUCAGUCUCUGGGUCUGAUCUUUACAUUCCGAUAACAUGGGGUGGCCUUUCCACGAUUGCUGCCGUCAAAGCCGUAACCACCAGCGGGACAUAUCUGGUGGAUGACUGGACGGUAUACCUGGGCAAUCUUCAACAGGCUAGAACGACCUAUAGCAGUCAAUAUAACUGGGACAGUUCAGAUGUCAUUAUCACAUCUUCGGCAAUUAGCUCGGUCAUCUCGGCUGGGGUAUCAACCGUGUUUACUUUCGAAUUUUAUCCACGUACUGGUGUCACUGGGAAUGCUGUGAACUUUACUCUAACUGUAUGA
Molecule: messenger RNA, 1983 nt
Organism: Penicillium macrosclerotiorum
Lineage: Eukaryota; Fungi; Ascomycota; Eurotiomycetes; Eurotiales; Aspergillaceae
Product: putative extracellular endoglucanase
Exons: 8
Coding region: 1-1983 (660 amino acids)
Biological process (GO): glucan catabolic process
Cellular component (GO): cell surface; extracellular region
Molecular function (GO): cellulose binding; beta-glucosidase activity
Source: RefSeq, a predicted model, not a curated record